Colletotrichum navitas is the source of this 411-nucleotide messenger RNA. RefSeq lists its product as uncharacterized. Lineage: Eukaryota; Fungi; Ascomycota; Sordariomycetes; Glomerellales; Glomerellaceae. The transcript is spliced from 3 exons. Bases 1 to 411 code for a protein of 136 amino acids. The record is from RefSeq and is a predicted model, not a curated record.
AUGCAGGCUAAGUUCAUCAUUGCUGCCAUUGGCGCCGCCACUGCCGCUAUUGCUAACCCUGUUCCUGGCGUUAUUGACCAUGCUAUCUGCAACAAGCUGCUCAACAACAUUAUCGACAACCUGAAAACUGCAAUUGCUGACGUUGCUCUGGCAAACUCCGGCUCCCCCCCCGCGAACGCUGCCAUUCUGCUCGAGGGAGUCAAGGACACUGUCGACAACAACUGGGAGCGCCGCAACAAGCUCACUCUGGGUAUUAAGAGUGCCGAGCUCGUCACAGCUACGGCCACCAUUGUCUCGGUCCAGGAAGCGCUUAACGGCACUGAUCCCUCGAGCGUCCUAGCCCAGCAAGACGUCGCCCUGGUUAAGGGGCAGUUCGAUCAGAUCUCUUUCACCUGCCAAAUUGACCAAUGA